This is a messenger RNA of Anolis carolinensis (green anole), 4295 nucleotides long. It is a transcript of the gene spint1, whose product is annotated as serine peptidase inhibitor, Kunitz type 1. Bases 517 to 2061 code for a protein of 514 amino acids. The transcript is spliced from 10 exons. Gene Ontology annotation, cellular component: plasma membrane. Gene Ontology annotation, biological process: epidermis development; epithelium development; extracellular matrix organization. Gene Ontology annotation, molecular function: protein binding; serine-type endopeptidase inhibitor activity. NCBI's taxonomy places the organism in Eukaryota, Metazoa, Chordata, Lepidosauria, Squamata, Anolidae. The record is from RefSeq and is a predicted model, not a curated record.
UUCCUCUCCUCUGGCUUUUCUUCCUUCCUUCCUUGGGCCGGGCUCACCUGGCGCGUCCGGCGGCGAGGAAGGAGUUAACCAGGUGGCUCCAUCCGUCCGGGGAAGGGCCGCACCCGCUCCGGCUGCAGACGAGCCGAUGAGUCAGUUUCACCUGAAACUCUCCGGCAGGUAAGGAAGGGGACGCACUGGGAGACACAAAGAGAGAGACACGAAAGGAGGAAGUCCACAGAAAGAGGAAGAAGAAAGGAACCCCGACGCAUUUCUACAGCUGCGGUGGGCGAACCUCGCACUCUUGUCAACUCCACUGCGUAUAGCAGGCAGGCAAGCCACUGGUUUUGGGGGCGAAUCAUCAGAAAACACGCCUGAAUUUAAUUUACAUUUUUUGUGGGAAAGUUUGGAGAGUUUUGUUUCCUUAAAAACUUGACUCAAAAGCGGACGGAGGAAAAAGAAGGUCCCCAAACUCUCCCUUUGCGCUUCCUUUCACCCUCGGAAGGAGGUCUCCUCUGCCUCGAGGCCAUGGCUGGCAGUCUUCGGGGCCUCCUGGCGGGGCUCCUGGUGGCCGGGCUGUCCCUGGGCCAGGAGGAAGCGGCGCCGGAGGGCCCCGGGGGCCUCUCCUUCGGGGAGAAGUGCCUGGCCCACUUCACGGCCGGCUUGCGCGAGUUCGUGCUGGACCCCGACGCCUCGGUGCAGAACGGGGCCACCUUCCUGGGCUCCCCGCCGCUGGAGAGGGCCCGCGACUGCGUCCGAGAGUGCUGCAAGCACCCGCACUGCAACCUGGCCCUGGUGGAGGAGCAGCCCGGGCAGGAGGAGCAAGAUGGCAUCCGGAGCUGCUUCCUCCUCGACUGCCUCUACGACCAAGCCUUCGUCUGCAAGUUCGCCAGGAAGGUCGGCUUCCUCAACUACGUCAAGCGGGAGGUCUACGACGCCUAUGUGGCCAUGAGGGAGCAAGGCACCAGCGCGGACGAUCGGCCGCCUGUGGCCCGUGCUUGGAUGGACAUGAAAGUGCAGCCUAAUGAACCUGUGACACUGAAGGGUACAGAAAGCUAUGAUGACUUUGGAAUUGUGAAUUACGAAUGGAAGCGUCUCUCUGGUGAUGAAUCAGUGGAGAUGGAGCCACAGAAUGACCACAUGGUACUCACCAAUCUUCAGGAAGGAGUUUACAUGUUCCAGUUGACUGUGAAAGAUACUUCUGGACAACAGGAUUCAACAGACAUCACUGUCACUGUCCUGAAUCCUGAACAGACUAUAGAGCACUGUUUGACUCCUUAUAAGGUGGGUCGGUGUCGCGGUUCAUUCCCUCGCUGGUAUUACAAUCCAGCAACCCAGGAGUGUCAGACGUUUAUCUUUGGGGGCUGCAGGCCUAACAAGAACAAUUACCUGAGAGAAGAGGAGUGUAAACUUGCUUGCAAGAAUGUCCAAGGAGCUAUAGAAAAACGGCAAGAACCAGUGUGCAAUCAAAACUGCCGGCCCUUCGAUUUCCAAUGUAGUGAGGACUGCUGCAUCGAUGGCUUCCUGGAAUGUGAUGAAACAGCAGAUUGCCCAGAUGGAUCAGAUGAGAAGUUCUGUGAUUCGUAUAUUCAAGGAUUCAACAAACUACGCAGGAUCAAUGUUACUUCCAGCCAGGCUCACUGUGUGGAUAUGCCAGAGACGGGAUCGUGUGAAGAUAGUAUACUUCGUUGGUAUUACAACCCAUUUACUGAAGCAUGUGAUCGUUUCACUUAUGGAGGCUGUGACGGCAACAAGAAUAACUUUGAAAAUGAGGAGGCAUGCAUGAAAUCCUGUGAGGGUGUCACAAAGGCUGAUUUGAUUGGCCGGAGAUGGAGCAGCUAUGAAUAUCAGCACUCAGGUUUAAGCUCUUUCGAAGUGGCCAUUGCAGUGCUACUUUGUGUGUGCAUCCUGAUAGUACUUGCAAUUCUUAGCUACUUCUUCCUGAAGAACAGAAAAUCAUACCGACGGCGACGCCAGCCAUCUACGGCAGCCAACUCCACACUUUCUUCUGUUCUCUCCACUACAGAGGACACGGAGCAUCUGGUCUACAACAGCACCACAAAGCCCAUUUGAUUCUGAAGAGCUGCCCAUCACAAUUGGGAGUGGAGACAACUGUAUUAGUUUUGGUGAUACAAGUCAUAUCAGUUAUCUUGGAUUUGUGACAACUGUUGCAGAAGAGUAAUGACAAAAUUAUUCUCUUCACCUUUCCCAUUCUGAGCAUAUACUAAUGACCGUUCAUUGGUGUUUUUCUUAGUUUUUCAAAGGGAGGGGAAAUUGCUUGAAAUAUAAGGACUUUCUGUAGUUAUUGAAGGAACCAUGGUUUGAUUUUCCAUGGAUUUUCUAUUGUCCCACAAAUCUAUUGAAGUCUACAUUUCUUUGUUUUUCGUUAUAUAAAUGUUGACUCUUCUCAUAAAGCAGUGAUCUUAAAUUAAAGAACAAAGUGGUUCAAGCAAGUGAUACCUCUUGAGUAGCUUCAUCCAUGUGAGCUUGCACAUGGCAGUCAAACAUUUGAGAUUGUCCUAGUUUUUCUACUGCCUAUAGUGGCAAACGAAUGCACCUUAAAUACCAAGCUUCUCAGUUAUGAAAUAAUGACACAGUGGAAUAAAUAGAACAUUAUAUUAUGAUCAUUGGGUUUAACUUUAGUUUUAACCCACGAAGCAUUUCCACAAAUUAUUGGGAAUUAGGAUUUGCGUCUGUUCUCUUCUUCAUUGUGCUAUUCCCCGUUCUACCUCUACCACCAAAAUUGCGUUUCUGCUUUUGAAGUUAAAUAAGUAGUAGUUUAGUGGCCUGAGUGUUGCAACUGUAUGUAUUUAUUUUUAGAACCAAAAUGUGACUGUAAAAAUAAUGUUCUAUUAUUCUCAGCUUUUCUAUGAAUGUACAGUGAAUCUUGUAGAAUUGUAACUUCCUUGCUGCCCUCAACUAUGUAAAAUCCAACAUAUCCUUUUAUUAAUGUAAUGCUAUGUCAGAAUUUCUCUACAAAAGUCAGUUUUCAAAAGAAUUUCGGAAGGAAGGACCCAUGAAACUGUUUCUUAGGAGCAAUAUAAAGGAAGUAAAAACCAAGCCCAAAAUUAACAGGGAUGAACUAAAAGAAGAGCAUAUUUCCAGCUUCCCCAUUAUGAUCAGUCCUCAAUAUUAGUACAAAGAAUGUAAGAAGCUGUGUGUGUAAGCAUUUUUCUGUCUUGACACUGCAGAUCCCACAGAAAUUUCUUUUCCCCUUCCACUGCCUGGGUUUGAUUGAGUCUUGUGGUAACUUCCCUCCAGCCUCUUCCACCAGUGUCCUGCUCACACAGGCCCAAACAUAUGGAUGUAGGGGCUGCUUCAGGCAUGUGGUGGGCCCAUAUGGAAUGUAUAUUUAUCAGAUGUCUAACAGGAAGCUUGCACAAGGAUAUAUCAAAUGCUGGUACUCCGUUAGAGUUCAGAAAAUAUAUGUUUGGACUGUAGUUCCCAGAAUGCUCUGGUUAGUAUAGCCAAUUGGCUGACAGAUUCUGGAAAUUAUACCAAAAAAAUGUUUGUUUUUUUCCUGAACACUGGGUGCUCUACAUAACCCAGACAUUUAUUUUGUCCCCUCACCCUACGCUUAUCCUAGACUCAUGUGGUAACUUCCAGGUUCUUGUGGAAAGGUUCCUAUGUGACUGCUGAACUGUCUUGAUGACCACAUGGAUGCUCUUUUUAAGGUUGGGAGGUUGCCCAUGGCUAGCUUCUAUUUGCAGCAGUGGCUGCUAGGGUUCUAUUUUCAUUGCUGUCAGAGUUGUAUGAAUGGACUUGCCUUUAAUGAUGCUUUUGAAACUGGACCAGAUGGAAGGUUUUCCUCUGAAGUCAAUGCAAAGCCUUAUCUGAAUGGAAAUGUACAUAGCUCUAUCUGCUUUGGAAAUUCUCUCCAUUACAAAGGUAAGAGGGACAGAGCAGAAAAUGCUUCUGUAUUUCACCCUUUUGAGGUGGCUGUAUGUGAUUUUAUUUUGUGUGUGCGCAUGUGUAUAUAUAUAUAUAUCUCGUAUAUAAGGAUUUUUUACUUGGAUGUAAAUCAUUACUGGUUGGGUUUAACAGCUACCAUCUGUUUGCAAGGUCCAGAUAUCUAAUUGUGGAACUGCCAAAGUGAACUCAGAGAAGUGGCAAAAUGGAGUGAGGAAGGUAAUAGUGAAAUUUGCAACUGUGCCUUUAAAUUGUGCCUAAAACUGGCAGAUUAUUUUAUGUAUCUUGUUUGUUUUACCCUUCUGCCCCCUCCCAAAUCCUUCAUUGCUCUCUGAGCCCUCAAAGUCUAGAUUUCUUUCCUUCAGUAAAUUUUAAUAAAAUAUGUUCUUUGUACCUAA